Molecule: messenger RNA, 3209 nt
Organism: Gorilla gorilla gorilla (western lowland gorilla)
Lineage: Eukaryota; Metazoa; Chordata; Mammalia; Primates; Hominidae
Gene: SHF
Product: Src homology 2 domain containing F
Exons: 7
Coding region: 706-1566 (286 amino acids)
Molecular function (GO): phosphotyrosine residue binding
Source: RefSeq, a predicted model, not a curated record
CGCUCGGUGUCUCAGCUUCUGGCAGACGCGAGCCCCUGACCCCGGGGCUCCGAGCCUUCACCUACCUUUGUUCAGAUUCUCAACCGACUAAUCUGAGACGGAAGCCCCAAACUCUGCCCCUCUGCCCUAUCCCUUGUAAUGGCCCCAGAACUGGUGACCCUCCCCCUCCCGGGCUGGCUCUCCACUUCGUAGCCCCCUCUAGCCUGAUCCGUGAGCCUUUCGCUAACGGGAAUUGAGGCGCACCUCCCAACCCCCACUGGUUGAUGGCCUUUCUGCCCCUCUGGAAGCAGCGGCUCAGUGCCCUUUGAUCUCUGACCCUUCCCCCUGGGCAUAGCCAGCACAAAGCUCUUCCCUCCUGUUGCCUCUUUGCUUCCUCCUCCUCUUCCUCCUCCUGUUUCUCCAGCCUAAGCAUCCUUGCAGGUGCUGAAGCCCCAGAAAGGAGGUGAAGACGGGUUUCUCCUUGCGGACACAGCACGAGCUGGCCUUUGCCCUAUAGGCUGUUGUUCUCAGGAGGCGAAGACAAGCAGCUUACAGCUCUUGCCAAGGGGGCUUCGUGGGGUCCAGGCCCACUCCUCCCUCCUUCCCUCGUCCUCUCAGCUAGCUAUCCUAGAAGACUAUGCGGACCCGUUUGAUGUUCAGGAGACUGACGAAGGCUCAGCAGGAGCUUCAGGAGCCCCAGAGAAGGUCCCUGAAAAUGAUGGCUACAUGGAGCCCUAUGAGGCUCAAAAGAUGAUGGCUGAGAUCCGGGGCUCCAAGGAGACAGCAACUCAGCCCUUGCCUCUGUAUGACACACCCUAUGAGCCAGAGGAGGAUGGGGCCACCCCGGAAGGUGAGGGGGGCCCCUGGCCCCGGGAGUCCCGCCUGCCAGAGGAUGAUGAGAGGCCCCCUGAGGAGUAUGACCAGCCCUGGGAGUGGAAGAAGGAGCGGAUUUCCAAAGCCUUUGCAGUUGACAUUAAGGUCAUCAAAGACCUACCUUGGCCUCCACCUGUGGGACAGCUGGACAGCAGCCCCUCCCUGCCUGAUGGGGACAGGGACAUCUCCGGUCCAGCCUCGCCCCUCCCUGAGCCCAGCCUGGAGGACAGCAGCGCCCAGUUUGAAGGACCGGAGAAGAGCUGCCUGUCACCUGGCCGGGAGGAGAAGGGGCGGCUACCUCCCCGACUCUCUGCAGGGAACCCCAAGUCAGCCAAGCCCCUAAGCAUGGAGCCCAGCAGCCCCCUGGGGGAGUGGACAGAUCCAGCACUGCCUCUGGAAAACCAGGUCUGGUAUCACGGGGCCAUCAGCCGAACCGACGCCGAGAACCUGCUCCGGCUGUGCAAAGAGGCCAGCUACCUGGUGCGCAACAGUGAGACCAGCAAGAAUGACUUCUCCCUCUCCCUCAAGAGCAGCCAGGGAUUCAUGCACAUGAAGCUGUCCCGGACCAAGGAACACAAAUAUGUGCUGGGCCAGAACAGCCCGCCCUUCAGCAGCGUCCCUGAAAUUGUGCACCACUAUGCCAGCCGCAAGCUACCCAUUAAGGGAGCCGAACACAUGUCCCUGCUCUACCCUGUGGCCAUCCGGACUCUUUAGAUGUGAAGCCAGGGCACUGUGAUAGACCUGUACCCAGCCCUGUGCCCAUCACCUGGCUGAGGGCUGUGGCUCUUGCCAGGGACAUGAUCUUUCAAACCUUUCUUCUCCUGGGAUCCAGCAGAAGCUGGAGAUUCCUUAAUUUAUUCUAAAGGGAAAGGGCUCCUGGGGCCUUGGAGUAAGGGGUUGUCUGGAGCUGGGGAAAGAAGAAUCCCUGGAGAGAAAGGAUAGCCCCUGGAGGAAGGGGGUUCCAGAGCUACUGGGAUGGUAGGGAGUUUCAGAUUGGCAGCUCCGGCUCCUUUCCGACCUUAGGGCAGAGGUGGUGACCUCCACCACCACCACCCUCUCCCCACUGGGUCCGUGCGAGGUAGUGCAGAAUUCGGCCCCUUGGGGCGCCUUACCACCUCUCUGCCUCCGUCCCCGACUUCCACCCCAGGCCGUCGGAGGGCUCCGCCCAGAGUCUGGUAAGAGGUUUGGGGAAGACAGGACCCUGGGAAGCAGCCGGCUUUGGGGGGUGGGGAGAGAAGGGGAGGGGCUCGGGCAGAGGGAACUGUGCAGUCCCCAGGCCGCCCCGGCUCCGGGCCAGAGGCAAUAAAUAAACCCGAUCCUGCCGGGCACAGCCGCGCCCGCGCCUCCGGCGCCUUCCCGGGGCUGACGGGGGAGGGAGCGGAGAAGCGAGCGCAGAUUCUGCUUAUAAAUCAGCUCUGGAGCAGACACAGCCCGGCUGUGAAAAGCACUUUCGAAGCAUCAAGUUCCUUUCUUUGACGAGAUGUCAAAACAUCCCCGCCGCCCCCGCCCGGGCUGGGGGCACCCGAGGCCCGCUGGCCGCGCGGCGCCCCCUCCCCGCGGCGCGCGGCUUCCCCGGAGCGCGUCCAAUUUCCUGCCAACAGCCAUUUGUCUGGGAGGAGGGGAGGCGCGGAGAGACAAAGAGGCAGCGCGCCAGGCCGGGGAGCGGGGCGGCCUGCCACGCGGAAGCCGCGCGCCGGCGGAGGCGGGAAGGCUGGCGGGGCGGGCGCGGGGUCCGCGCUUGUCUCCUUGGCCGAGGAACUGAGGGCCUGCAGCGCCUCCCUCGCGCCCUAACGGAAGGGUUUGUCCCGGGCAGACCCUCGGGCGUGGCCGGCCUGCGAGCCCCUAACCACCGGCCCGCGGCCUAGACCGCACCUCGACCGGCGCCCACCGCUGGAACCCGCCCAGGCCUCUGGGCGGACCCGGGGAGGCCCACUGCGUCGCCAGGCGGAGCGGCUCUCAGGCUGCCCCAGGCCCGCCCCACCCCGCGGGCAGGCUGGUCAGGACCCCUCGGCAUGCUGGGCAGGCACCUUCGGGGGACCGCUGAGCCAAAGGGCCGUCUGAGGGCCUCUUCCAGAACCUAAACGUGCAACCUCCAAAGUGUGCUGUGAAUCACAGUACUUGAGAGUUUCUAAACCAGUGGCUAUUUUCUCGAAAUUGAGGAUAUGUGGUAUGCAGGCGUUUUGUGGAAGCAAUGGGAAGGAUCACUUAAAAUUGGGCACUCUUGCCGGGCGCGGUGGCUCACGCCUGUAAUCCCAGCACUUUGGGAGGCCGAGGCGGGCAGAUCACCUCAGGUCGUGAGUUCGAGACCAGCCUAACCAACAUGGAGAAAUACCGUCUCUACUAAAAAUACAAAAUUA